GAUUCAAACAAAAGUUGUUAAACCAAGUCUUAAUGCAUAGAAGCCUAUUUUCCGAUUAUAUUCCAUUAAAAUUUGUGUAUAGAGUGGCCUUAAUUGAGAAAAUCAUAAAUUGAGUACCGAUUCCACAAAAUGGACAUCAAUGAAGUAAGCACCACAGAAGACCUAUGGACCCCAUACAAGGAGCUGGCGGCGGUGGUGGACAGUUACUUGAGCAGUGAUGGUGGCAGCGCGCCCUACGCCGUGCACACCUUCGAGGCGGUGCUCCGGCGGCAGGCGCAGGCAUUCCGGGCGCUGCCGCAUAACCCACCAAAGAACCCGACGAGUCGUGAGGAGAUCAAACGCGGCGUCACGGAAGGCGUGACGCUGCCCAGCCUCGGCAAGACCAUGCUCUCCAAGGAGCUGGUGGACGAGGCCAUCAUUCUAUCAGACAUGUUCAACGUGAACGAGUACCUCGCGCUCGAGCUGCUCCACACGGCGCAGAGACAGGGCCCGCGGCACCCGGGGCUGGCGCGGGGGCUGCUGGCCGUGCUGCUCUACUACGACGGCCGCCGCGCGCUGCUGCAGGCCCUCAAGGACACGCUCACCGCCCGGGACGGAGUCUGCUGGUCAAUAAAUGCGCGCGAGGACAUAGUGAAAUACGUGACCCGCUACGUAGACCAGCUGAUCCGCGAUGGACUGCUGGGCGGCGUGCUGGACUCGCUGCGCGGGUUCACGCUGGGCGGGCAGCUUGAACUCCUCCAGCAGCACAGGGCACUACCUCCCCGCGAGCACCACGCCAAGCUCGCGAGAUCAAUAGAGGGCACCAGAAAACUGCUCGCCGGAGUGGUGUUCGCCGCAUCGGCUCAGCGCGGGCUCGAGCGAGAGACGCUACUGCGACUGAUCAACGAGCAAACCACGUCGCCGUCGCAAGGCCCGACGGGCGCGCUGGACGAGGUCUCGCUCGCCCUGCAGAUGGCGCUGCUGUACGCCUUGGACCUGUCUGUCCUACACCGCCGCGAAGACGGCGAGGAGCUGGCCAAGAAGCUGCCCCUCAUCCAGGACCCGGAGCUGAUCGGCAUCCUCAUCGACGAGCUGCUGCCUAGCCGGCCACCGCCCAAGGAGCCCAAGUCCAAAGCAGGUCUGGGCGCCCUAGCGCUGUGCCAGCUGUCGCUGGGCCUGGCGCUGGCCGCGCUGCGCCGCGCGCCGCAGUCGCUCUCCCUGUCGCGCGACCAGUCGCACCGGGACGAGGAGCUAGUCGACGCCGCGACCGACAACAAGGUUUUCGAGUACUUGGACGAGGCGAUACUGUCCACGGACCUCGUGAUGAAGGAGGAGUACUACCAGCGCAGAAUACACGUUUUACUCACGGACUUCAUCGUGCUGAUGCACUCCAAACUGGUCGAGAUGAGAGUCAAGGCCGACGAAGCAGCCCGCGCCAUCCAAGUGUACGUGGCGGAGGGCCUGACGCCUCCGCCCGGCGCCGGUCAGAGCCGCACGCGACUGGACGCGCUCCUGCGCUGCGUGGAGCGCCUGUACGCGCGCGACCCGCUCGGGCUGCGCCACGAGUACUGGCAGGCCGAGCAGCACCCGCCCAGCAGGUCUGCAGCGGGCGGGCGUGCCACCAUCCUGUACAAGUUCGUCCGGCUGUCCGGCGAGCUGGUGUGCCCGGCGCUGCUGCCCGGCUACCUGCGAGCGCUGGCCUCGCUGGCCGUGCCGCGGCACACGUGGGCGCUGCUGUCGCGCCGCGACGCGCUCUCCGCCCACCACCUGCUCUCGGCCCUCAGGCGGUACCACUGCCACCUCCGCACGGACCUGGCGCCGUUCUCGGAGACCAUGCACGCGGCGUCGCUCGGCGGGUCGGCCGUCGUCACGCCCGCCGCCCGACCCGGCAAGAUGCUUGUGAGGCAGGAAGAGGUGGAAGCAAUGAUAGCAGCGCUGAAGUUGAUAGCGGCCGUAGCUCGGGAGGACGCCGCCGCGAGCGCCGCCAUCUGCGAGACGCUGCAGUGGGACGCCACCAACACCAUGUUCGGUCUGAUGUGCUGCCAGAUCCCCAUCCAGUUGAAAGCGGCCCUGUGCGACACGCUGAGCGCGCUGGGCAGCGCGGCCGGGCCCGCGGGCCGCGUGUGGGCGGCCCUGGAGGCCGCGCAGCUGGUCGGCGGCGGCCGCGGGCUGCAGGCGGACCUCAACGAGAUCGAGACCCGAAUGGAAGAAUACCCUCUAACCAUCGCGUUCCUCAAGCUCCUCAUAUCUCUGUGCUCGGCCGCGCCGCUGCCGCGCUCCCUGGGCGCGGGGACGCGAGUGCCCGGGCUGGAGCCCUACGUGGAGCACGUGACCCGCGUGGCACUGGCCGCCCCGCACAGGCCUUACAAGAAGCCCUCACAACGACACCAGAUCCUGUCCCUGUGCUACAACCUGUUCACCAUCUGGCUGGAGCAGUACUCGCCGUCCCCCUCCGACUUCCCCCCGCCGGAGCGCGAGCCGGCCAGCGCGCCGCCGCCGGGCUUCAGGGUGCUGGCGCAGCUGCACGAGCAGACGGACCUGCUGCGGCUCACGUUGGCCACCCUUGACGAGGUGCCCACCAUGGUGGAUCAGCAGGAGCAAUACCUAGAAGAAUGCAUCACUCACGUGUUGACGAUACUGGAGCGCGCGUUGUCCCUAGAGCGCGCUCUGGUGCGCAGCGCGAACGAGGCCGGCCGCUCUGUGCUCGUACUGGGGCUAUCCAAACUGAUUCUGGAACCGGGCCCAAAUGGAAGCGACCGGCUGACGCAGGUGUGCCUCGUGCUGGCGCACAGCUCCUCGCUGCCGGCGUGCGCGGCGCGCGCCGCCGCGCUGCUGGCCCGGGCGCUGCUCGAGCCCGCCGCCGCCAGGCACCUGCAGGAACACGCCAGCUACAGGGCGAGGGAGAUACGACAUUGGUUCGUGGAGUGCCUGGACGCGGACGAGUGGCCCGAGGCGUCGGGGGCGAGCGUGCGCCGCGCCAAGGAGCUGGUGGUGGGCAUCCUGCAGCACACGCUGCCCAGCGCCGCGCCCAACCUGGCGCACCUGCUACUAGGGUACCAGAACCACGAAGAUAUAUCGCGCAGCGCGCUACACGAGCCGGGAGUGGGCGGCAGCCCGCGGACCUGUCUCCACGCUGUGCUCGACAUAUUGGACGCCCACAUCGCCGGCCAGAACAGCCACGAAAGGCAAGCAGACGACCUGAUUGAGAGCUGCUACAGACUGGUGUACUGGGUGGUGGCGCGCGCCAACACGUCCGCGCCGGCGCUGCGGCUGCUGCGCGCGCGAGACCACUUCCUCUCGCGACACGUGCGCGCCACCACCAACCUACAGACGGCGUGCGUAGCAACCCUAUCCUCCCGUUCAUGGGUGCUCCGCGCGUGCGCGAGCGAGGUGGGGUGCGCGUGCUGCGCGCGCCAGCACGCCGCCAUCAGCGCGCUGCUCCGCGCGCUCGCCGCCACCAACCGCCCGCAGGAAUGGGAAGGCGAGGGCUGUUUACUACGGCGGUGUCUCAGCGCCCUCCCCGUGUCCGCCCCGCCACCCCCGGAGCCGCAGUGGGAACUGUUCAACCCCACCCUACUAGCCCAGGCUAUAGCCAGCUGUGACAUACCUGCAGGUCCAUCAUCGAAGCGCAUAUCGGUGUCGCGCGUGCACGCGCUGCUAGCGCGCGACCUCGCCGCGCUGCCCGUGUCGCAGCCGCAACGCGCGCUAGUGUCUGCCGAGAUACAGAAGGUCCUGGACUACGUGACGGAAGUGAACAAGCAGCGCAACCUGGCGGCCACGCUUACGCACUACUACGACUCCUGGCGGCAGCUCACCGAGAUCACCUUCUGCGUCGUGCCCCAGGACCUGCUCACCCUCGACGCCAAGAAGAACCUCCUCAUCAGCAUCCUACAAGACCUCCUCAACAAAAUACCUGACGCAGACCCACCUGUCAUACCACAACUGGGAGUCCUAGCCUCCGGAACUGUGCUGUUACUCCUAGUAAAUCUAAGGCACUGUUAUAUGUUGCAAAGGAAAGAGUCCAACAUGAAAUCCUCAGACUUCGACACAACGUUCUUCGGCUCGAGCCAGAUGCAGACCAAAUCUCUGCCCCUCAAGUUUAUCCUACACAAAAUCCUCUCCUGGAUCUUUGUGUCGGGCGACCAGUCUCAAAAACUCCGAGUUAACCUGUAUGGGGCGCUGCUGAAUUUCUUGAAUAUAGUAAACAUGAAACACCAAGACGACGAGGACAGCCAGGACACGACGUACGUGAGCCGGCUGGACGCUUCGCGAGUGCGGCACAGUAAGGAGGAGUCCUCGCUGAAGAGCCUGGUCAUUGACGACAUUAAAUAUUAUGGCGUCAAUCUGUACAGUAUUAUAGGCGCGGACUGCGUGCGAGCCGGGCACGACGCGUGUCGCAUGGUGGCGCUAGCGUGUAUAGACUCGCUCAUAGACAUAGACCCGCGGACGGACUGGAUCGACGCGCUCAGCAACCAGGGCCUGCUGCGCGCCCUCAUCGACAGCCUGCUGUCCAUGGACGAGGGGCUCCGCGAGGCGGUGGAGCCCAACCCGAAGUCCCUGCGCGUGAUCUACCUUUACGAGUCGAAGAUGGCGCUGCUGACCCGCGUGGCGGGCUCCGCGGCCGGCGCCGAGGCGCUGCUGGCGCACGGAGCCCUGCAGGCCCUCGCCGAGCUCACCGUGCUGCGCAGCCACCCCGACAUACACGCCCCCAGCGAACAACAGUUCGUGCCCGACCAGGCCGACAGAUAUCGUCAAAUCUUGAUCCCGGCCCUGGCGCUCUGCGACGCGUUGCUAACCACCCUGGGCAGCGAGAACGAGAGCUGUGUACAUCUGAUCAUGCAUCUCCUUUACACCAACGUGGAGUGCAUGGAUAUGGUUCUACGAGCCGCCCACCCCACCUCAGCCCCGGGCCUGCUGACCGAGGUGGAGUGGCUGACGUCGGUGCUGGCCCGCUGCUCCGCGUGCCCGGCCUUCGCCGCCGGCGACCUGGCGGCCGAGCGCGUCGCGCGCACGCGCCCGCUGCUCGCCGCGCUGCUGCCGAGGUUCCAGCGGGCGCCUACAGCACCAGACCUGGACCUCACCACUUACUACCGGAUCGUGUGCAACAUCCUGACGUUCACCCGUAACACCGUGGAGUCGUGGGUCCUGAACGGCGAAGCCCCCGGCCCUCUGCCACCGUACACAGCAGUCUUAACGCUACUCCAAGACUCCGUGUCGCACGCCCACCACAACAACAAGGCGCUCACCACCACCCUGCAUCGGUUGGACAUGCGGGCGUUGUUGCCCUCCGGGGACUGCGGGGACUCCGCCAUGGCGCGCGCGCGCUCGCUGCGGCGGCAGCUGCAGCAGUGUGCGCACGCCGCCUGCCUCGCGCUGCACCUGCUGUGGAGAAUGGCGCAGUGCUCCAAGCACCGAGCUGACGCUCCCGCCCUGAACGGCACGUGGCAGACCGCCCCCGGCAUAGUCCCGACAGAGCUGCGCAAGGAGCUGGCCGCCACCUUCAGCGAGCGGUUCACGCAGAGCCUACUCGACUGCGCGGAGACGCAGUCGACGCAGCGGUUCUUCCUGGACGUGAUCGUGAAAGACAUCAAGACCAUGAUGCAGUUCUAGCGAGCCUGUGAUCCAAACACGAGGUUUGGCUUCAAUACUUCUACACCAAACACUACACAAACACUUUGUACCCUUCGAGCAACGCCGGCUUCCAAUAUGUCGGAUGGGAGGAGACCAAGCGGUAACAUAGGUACCGUACAAAUCAUUCUGCCGUUUUUUGUGGGGGGAAACGUGCACACAGUCGCACUUCUCACUCACUACAUACAUAAUCCAAUCUGUAAUGACGACACAAAUACAUAGAAAAUGACACACGCCAAAGACAAAUCUUGCACACCUCGAUCUCUUUGUGUACGGACGAGUCACAACACGCACCGCCAUAGGUACAGUUUGUACCUAUGCUUCGGCAGAGGGGAAAUAGUACGAAUGCCGUCUCCCUUCCCGGUGUUGCUCGAAGAUUUUACCUAUAAUAACAAAUUAUUUUGUAGUAUAAACAUGUGCAAAAAGCGAAAAGUAAAAGGAAAAGUCUUUGGAAAUUUCAGGAUAAUUUCACAGGAAAUAAUGGGAACGUUCGCGUUUUGGAAAAUUGCGAUUCCUAUACAAAAAUAUGACUUAUAGUUGUGUGCGUGUGCUCAACUCUGGUGCCGUUGCCUAUAAUAGGUAUUCGAUUGAACAGUAUGAAAUUAUGAACUUUUCUUUGAAGAUCGGUAUUAUGAUUCGUUUUCUUAGCAUUAGAAAAAUACUGUUGUUCAUUUACAUUCUUUUUCGUUUCAUAAGUAAUAAUAAUUUAAAAAGUGGUAAUUUUUAAAGCGUUUUUCAAUAAAAAUAUGUGUCAAGAUCGUGAAGUCUUUUUUAAUGCUAAAUAAACGAAGUAUAAUAAAAUAAGUGUUGUAUAUUUAACUGAGUAACGAUUUACUUGUAAAUCAUUGUGCGUAUGAUAGCGGCCAUGUCAGUACUAUUGCUAUUUUAUUGACGUUAAAAUUGUAUCGAGAUGACAGCUCACACACGCAAUGUUAAAAAAAAAAUGAAAUGUUGGGUUGUCCAUUUAGUAAUAUUAUUUAGGAUAUUUAAUAACAUCUUUUGAUUGUAUACCGGUUGUUUCACUUUGCGCUAUGCGUAUAUAAUAAUAUUAAU
This is a messenger RNA of Cydia splendana, 6660 nucleotides long. It is a transcript of the gene Nup205, whose product is annotated as nuclear pore complex protein Nup205. The record is from RefSeq and is a predicted model, not a curated record. Gene Ontology annotation, cellular component: nuclear pore inner ring; nuclear pore. Lineage: Eukaryota; Metazoa; Arthropoda; Insecta; Lepidoptera; Tortricidae. Gene Ontology annotation, biological process: nuclear pore organization. The transcript is spliced from 35 exons. Gene Ontology annotation, molecular function: structural constituent of nuclear pore. Bases 130 to 5589 code for a protein of 1819 amino acids.